AUGGAUAAGUCAACUCCCCUGAGUACACCUAUGGUAGUUAGGUCACUUAAUGUUGAAAAAGAUCCUUUUCGACCACCUGAAGAAAAUGAAAAGAUACUUGGUCCUGAAGUACCAUAUUUAAGUGCUAUUGGUGCCCUUAUGUAUCUUGCGAAUUGUACACGUCCUGAUAUAUCAUUUGCCAUUAAUCUCUUGGCAAGAUUUAGCUCAUCUCCAACUCAAAGACAUUGGAAUGGAGUUAAGCAUGUACUUCGCUAUCUUCAAGGGACGAUUGAUUUAGGAUUAUUCUACCCUAAAAACGCAGAUGACCAAAUGAUUGGUUUUGCAGACGCUGGGUAUCUAUCUGAUCCUCACAAAGCUCGUUCACAAACCGGUAUGUUUUCACUGUCGGAGGAACCGCUAUCUCAUGGCGCUCCCAGAAACAAACUCUCGUGGCCACCUCCUCAAACCAUGCUGAAAUCAUUGCGCUCCACGAGGCAAGUAGAGAAUGUGUUUGGCUUAGGUCAAUAA
Messenger RNA from Microthlaspi erraticum, 507 nucleotides. The record is from the annotation of a GenBank genome assembly. Lineage: Eukaryota; Viridiplantae; Streptophyta; Magnoliopsida; Brassicales; Brassicaceae.